AUGGCGUCGCCUGCUCUAGAAAAUGGCGGAUUUCAAUCGGAACUCCACAGGUUAAAGGUCUCGGCUAGCAAUCAGAAGGUGGCACUGGUGAAAUUGACGGAUGAAAUGAUUGCUGCCAUUCAAAAAGCCCAGUCCUCGCGAGACUCGUUUAAAAUUUCAAUCCAAAAAGAGGGCGGAGUAAUAACUCUUGGAGGGAAUCAACAAUUUUCGUUCUCGAUUCAAUCUAUGGCCAGCACUCCCUCUGAUGUGAUCCUUCAGGAUAAAAGAAGUGAUAGGACGGGCAACUACCAAAUGCUUGGCACUAUUCAGCAAAAGUUUCAGAUUCAAGCAACGGAUAAGUCUUUGGAUGAAACUCGACAUCGUACAAAAAUGCUUCUUGAACAAGAGUCUCAAAAAACAGCCAAAGAAGUUCCAAAGAAUCAAAGGGAUAUUUUGGCCAAAAAAGUCGCAAACACGAUGCCAGGGCGGUUUGAUCGAAAAUUCAAUUCAUCAAACACGCAUCAAACAUCAAAACCAGCGCCUUUUCCGCUCAAAAAUAAGCCUACUACAAGCUCAUCGAUCUCCAAUUAUUCAUCUUCUUCAACUUUGCCAGUGACACAUGGUCGCCCAAAUAUGUCUCCCAAUCGGAAAGCAGAAUUGAUGAAAAAACCGCUUCGAGCACGAAUUAUUCAUUUGACGGCAACUGGCAAAUAUUCAUCGAACAAGGAGAUUUACGAGAAGCUGAAGCGUGAUGGUCUCUCGGAUAACGAGGAUAAUUUUACAGUCAUCUCUAAAUUGAUUAACGAGGUCGGUGAAAUGGACGGUGAUGGACACUUUUCUCUUCGGCCAUCCUUGAUCGGGGAAGUUGACCUUCAUUGGACUUGGUUUACAACCGAAGAUAAAGCAAAAGUACGCCGGAUCAGUCAGCCUUCCACAUCAGCCGGAUUCGCGCCAACCCGAAAGAAUGGAAUUGACCGUGCUCAACGCACAGCGGCUGACACCCCACAAAAGGAUUCCGAAAGUUCACCUCCAUUAUCUGGAGCAUCUCAACCGCCGGCGCGCACUGCAUAUCCAAGCACUGUUCAGGGGAAGAAAGUGAGCCCUCAGAUGGCACGCACCAUCCAACAAACUUUACCAAGUGCGCCUAAACCUCGUACACCUCCUCAACCUCAACAAACCAACGUGAAUGUUCUCGAUACUCUGCUUCCAAAUAAGCGCAAAGCUCACGUACCAAUGGAACAAAGAAGCGAGAAGAGGCAACGUCAAGAAAGCGAAAGCCCUCCUCUGCUACAAGUACAGCAGUAUCAUCGACGAGAAAAGGAUUCGGAAUCGGAAAAGGCAAGAGAUAAAGAUGAACAGGAAAGACAGAGGCUCCUUGCAGCAACGGGAGGAUCGACUGGCGGUUCAUCUGUUUCGUCGACUUCUUCGGGUGUUUCUUCUCGCUUGAGCAGCCCAAUUCUUUCGUUUCCAAUUCACCCGUCUCAAGAUUGGAACAAAGAAAUCCCUGAGAUUAAAUUCGCUCAUGAAGUUGACAAAUACUAUCAAGCGUUUGAUGCUGACUACCCAAGCUACAUGCAGUGUUUCGAUCAACUGGAUAUGGUUUCAAAAGAAUUUCGAGAUCUAGCUGAACGUUUGGAGAAAGCACGAAAAGCAAAAGGAGAUGAUUUGGAACAUGUUGAGCGAAGUAUUCAUUCAAGGUACGCACGUUACGAGAAAGAUCAAGAAUUUCUUCGAACUCGGCAGAGACAUGCGGAUCUACGUGCAAAGUUGAGCCUGUUGAAGAGUCGAAUUGCUGCUUGGGAAGGACGCGAGAACUCACUAAAUGCCUCAACCCUUUUU
Mesorhabditis belari is the source of this 1818-nucleotide messenger RNA. The record is from the annotation of a GenBank genome assembly. Lineage: Eukaryota; Metazoa; Nematoda; Chromadorea; Rhabditida; Rhabditidae.